AUGGCCUGCUUCAUCUACAUUAACGGCUACCCGGGUGUGGGCAAACUCACCAUCGCCAACGCUGUCUCCAAACUCAUCCCGCGCAGCCGCGUCUUCCACAACCACCUGCUAAUUGACCCCGUUGCCGCAUUGCUCGACCGAGACGACGUUGAGGCGUACAACGAUCUGAGAACCACGUUUCGCAGGCAUGCUCUCGACACCAUCGCCACACAUCCUGCGCUUGCGGACAAGACCUUCAUCUUCACAGACGCGCGGGAGUCGGGUCCUCUCGGCAGCGAAGCGGCGCAAGAUUAUAAGGCGGCUGCUGAGAAAAGGGACGUGCUGUUUAUCUCGGUCGUGUUGCAUUGCGACGUGGAUGAGAAUGUCAGGAGACUUGGAGGCCGGAGAUUUGCCGGGGCUGAUGAGGCGGCUGGUAACACCAAGUUGACUGACGGUGAGACUCUGAAAAAGAUCCGGGAAAAGGAAGCCAUCUUUCAGUUUGGAGAUGAAAACGAGAUGUGUUUGGACGUCACGAGCCUGGAGCCCGAUCAUUCUGCGCUCCUGAUUUUACAACAUUUGGACGCGAUUUACCGUCGUCUCGAUAAAGACAGUUGA
This is a messenger RNA of Colletotrichum acutatum, 594 nucleotides long. RefSeq lists its product as uncharacterized. Bases 1 to 594 code for a protein of 197 amino acids. The record is from RefSeq and is a predicted model, not a curated record. The transcript has a single exon. Lineage: Eukaryota; Fungi; Ascomycota; Sordariomycetes; Glomerellales; Glomerellaceae.